GAAGUGGAAGUGAAGGACUGAUGUGUGUGUCUGGAGGAAUCUGUCGGUAACGUUUGUGUGUAGCGGUGGAUUGGAGGUUUAGAAAAUGGACACGUUAAACAAACUGAAGCAGUUUGACGCUUAUCCCAAAACUCUGGAGGAUUUCCGAGUGAAGACGUGGGGAGGAGCGACCGUGACCAUCAUCAGUGGUGUCAUCAUGUUAAUCCUGUUUGUCUCUGAGCUGCAGUACUAUCUUACUAAAGAGGUCCAUCCUGAGCUGUACGUCGACACGUCGCGGGGAGACAAACUCAAAAUCAACAUUGAUGUUAUUUUCCCUCACAUGCCGUGCGCCUAUCUCAGUAUAGACGCGAUGGACGUGGCUGGUGAGCAGCAGCUGGAUGUUGAACACAAUCUGUUCAAACAGCGGCUGGAUAAAGACCUCAAACCCGUCACGCAGGAGGCAGAAAAACACGAGCUCGGUAAGGCCGAUGAUGGUGAAGUGUUUGACCCCAGCACACUGGACCCGAACCGAUGUGAGAGCUGCUACGGAGCUGAGACCGAAGAUCUGAAAUGCUGCAACACCUGUGAUGAUGUGCGGGAAGCGUACCGGCGGCGGGGCUGGGCCUUUAAGAGCGCCGAUACCAUCGAGCAGUGUAAAAGAGAAGGUUUCACUCAGAAGAUGCAGGAGCAGAAGAAUGAAGGCUGUCAGGUUUACGGCUUCCUGGAAGUCAACAAGGUGGCAGGAAAUUUCCACUUCGCUCCAGGAAAAAGUUUCCAGCAGUCUCACGUCCACGUGCACGCUGUGGAAAUACACGACCUGCAGAGUUUCGGUUUGGACAACAUAAACAUGACCCAUCUGAUAAAACACCUGUCGUUCGGGAAAGAUUACCCCGGCCUCGUUAACCCUCUGGAUGGGACUGACGUCGCAGCGCCACAAGCGUCGAUGAUGUACCAGUAUUUCGUGAAAAUCGUUCCCACCAUCUACGUGAAAACUGACGGCGAUGUGGUGAAAACAAACCAGUUCUCGGUCACCAGGCACGAAAAGGUGGCCAACGGGCUGAUAGGAGACCAGGGGCUGCCGGGGGUCUUUGUUUUAUACGAGCUGUCGCCCAUGAUGGUUAAAUUCACAGAGAAACACAGAUCAUUCACACACUUCCUAACAGGAGUUUGUGCCAUUAUUGGAGGUGUAUUCACAGUGGCCGGUCUGAUCGACUCGCUCAUCUACCAUUCGGCUCGUGCCAUCCAGAAGAAGAUAGAGCUGGGAAAGACAUCCUAACGGCGCCCCCCACUGGCCUCCACGGUGCAACACAGACCAAGACACUGACAGCCAGGAGGACAGAGAGCAGACGGGCAGCUCUCCACCUCUCUGUCUGUGGUUACACUGAGGGGGAGGAAUCCAGAGAGAGGCGGAGCUUUUAAACCAUCCAGGUGUGAAAUUUCUCCGCCUCUCUUUUUGUUCUCGAAACGCUCCGGAGAGGAACCCGGAAGCCUUUUUGGAGUUUCCUCUCCACACUAAAUUUGAUGCCAACAGGACAGAGACAGAAGCAGACGCUGAUUUUUCUGUGAUGGAUUACAAGCACAGCAGCAGAUACACACCCAGCCGCUGGGGGGGGGGACUGGACUUCCCCCAUCCUGUUCCUGCAGCGCACCGGUCCACACUCAGAUCACUACACUGAAUGUCUGUCAGAGGAUCUGCUUCACUUCUGAUGGAUGAAAUCUGUAGAACUCGAAGGCUCGACAGGCCUUAAAAUCAUGCUCAUGAGAAGGAUGUUUGUGAGAUUACAAAAUCAUUGUUUUGGUUGUGUUUGUGAUAUUUUAUAUUCCUACAAAUCCCACGAAAAGAGCAAAACCAGCCGUGCGCUGUUUCUGCCAAAUGCAUGGUUUGAAUAAUAGCUGUGAACAAAAGUAAUGAAACUACAGUAAUUUUUUUGGCUGGUUUUGGUCUUUUCAAACUGGAUUUGUUGACAACAAAAAUAGUGAAUAUUGCCAAGUCUGCAAAAACCACACGUUCCCUUUAUGUCUGUUUCUAUACGAGUGAGACGUUCAGUGUUUAAAUAUUGCUACAGUGUAACUGCAUUCCCCAGAAAAAGCAGCUCCUUCCCAGUGUGUCAGUCCCAGUUUUGGUAACAAGACGGCUCAAAUGUUAGUUUCAGUAAUUUCUCUCGGCCUUGUGAACAAAUACGCUGAGAUUUUCUCCCAGUGGGCUCCAUCAGAGGUCCCACUGAUACUGUGACCAGAUCACGAGCCAAGUGGGACCUGAAGGAGUAAAACAAGUGAAAUCUGAACAGCUCGGGCUGCGAGUCGCUGAGAGAAAGAGAACCUCUGUCAAAUCACAGCAUUAUUUAAUAUUCCCACAUGAUUUAAAGACAGAUGCCAGCGGAGGCUGACACGGUCUCCAGUAAAAACCGCUGAAACUGCCUCUUAUUGUUUUUCUCAUGUCAGCGUCUUCUGUCAUAACUCCUCAUGCACAGGAAUGAAAUGAAUAAAUCCACAGAUGCGUGCAGUGAUUAAAAUGGUUACAAUGUUGCAAAUAUUUGUAACUUUUGAUGCCUCAAAACGAUUACUGGAAGUUGCAGAAAAGCCAUUCAUUUUAAAAAAUCGUACAUAUGGCAGCUGAAAAACUGAUUUUAGGAGUGAAUAAAAUCAGGAGGAUUGGAAGCUCGGCGUUCCCAUCUGUCCGAACUUCAUCGGGUUUCCGCGCAUCAUCCAAAUCUGAGGACUUACUAGACUGACGUUAAACGUGAGGAUGUAACUUUUCUGUGACUCGCUGGGUUUGAGAGAACAUAUGAAGAUGAAUCACUGCAGCUCCCUGUGGUUAUAAUGACGCGCCCGUGUCCCCCCACGCCGAAGGUUUUAGUCAUUUAAUUUUUCCCCCUAAACUCAGUUUUCUACAUGGUUGCCUACAGAAAAUAGUUUUCCUUCAGUUAUGGUUAGAGAGGAAGUUGCGUCCCCAGAGGACGAGAUAACCCCUGACCUUUCCCAUAAUGUGAUUUGGAAAUGAGCUCGCUCCUGUGAUUUUACCUCUUUUUGUUGCUGUGUUCAGGAUGUGUGUGAACGCGUUCACCCCCUGCCUCAGCGAAGGGAGGCACACAACUCAACACUUGAGAUAUUCUGUAGAACAGGUGUGCUUUCUCUCUCUUCAUUCAGGGGCAACUGUUUUUUCCUGUUUGUGUGAAACGCGGAUGUUAAAACUUUGGCACGGCCACAGUAGCUUCGGAUGACGAUGCUUCCCGCUCACCCCCGAAUCCUGACUGUUAUUCUCAUCCAGAAGUGAAUGAGAGGCUCGGCAAGCGGCUUCAAACCACAAGAAGCGAGCGCGUGAGCGCCGGGCUGAGUCUGACUUUGCUCCUGACUCACACAUGGAGUCAGCGUGUGCUGUCCAGAUGUUUCUGCCCUCCUGGUUUAUUCUGAUGAUCAGACUGAACCUAAUUUGGGUUUGAAGAGAAUCUCUCUGCUGCUGUUUCACAUCAUUCACAUCAUACCGGGCUGAACAGCUCCAAAAACAUGCUGCGAGCUUUUUUAAGCCUCGAGUUGAGGUUUUAGUUCAGCAUUUUUUUGGGGGGAGAUCCUCCUGCAGUCUUACAGUCGGCCUUCUUUGGAUUUAGAGCUGGGAAUCGGAAGCUCGCCCUCCCGCUGUGUUUAAGAACAACUGGAAAUCCUCAAAAUUCAGUUUUCCAUAAACAAAUGAAGUGUUGGCCAGACAGUUCGCACCAAAGUCAUUAUUAGAUUUCCUCCCAGUGUUGAUGUUUAUUGUGUUUCACAGAUUUUACUCACUCGGAGCUCAUUAAACAGUCGGAGCUUGCAGCUCGGGACCAAACAUCCUUUUAGAUAUGGUUUGAGUUAGACCCACCUUCUGUUUAACUGAUCCGACAUAUCGAAUCCUGAUGGUCUGAGGAGGAUGGGAAGUAGGAGGUGAAUCUGUGACUGAAGCUCGUGUCAGUGCGGCAGGUCCUGUGUUAACGCUGCGCGCUCUGAGGGUCGCAGUCUGUCUUCUCUCUGUGUUUCAAAGCUCCUGAAAUCUGCUGGAUCAUUAAAACUCCCAGUGAUUCUUGAUGGCUGGUUGUUGCACCGUUUAAGAUCUAAAUCAGGGGGCAGGGGUGUGUGUGUGUGUGUGUGUGUGUGAGAGAGAGAGAGAGAGAGUGAGUGACAGAGAGAAAUGUAUUUAUAUUUUGAUUGUCUUUAAAACAGUUUUUAA
Messenger RNA from Archocentrus centrarchus (flier cichlid), 4174 nucleotides. RefSeq names its product ERGIC and golgi 3 (gene ergic3). The record is from RefSeq and is a predicted model, not a curated record. Gene Ontology annotation, cellular component: endoplasmic reticulum; endoplasmic reticulum membrane; Golgi membrane. The transcript is spliced from 14 exons. Gene Ontology annotation, biological process: endoplasmic reticulum to Golgi vesicle-mediated transport; retrograde vesicle-mediated transport, Golgi to endoplasmic reticulum. The coding region runs from base 86 to 1255 and encodes 389 amino acids. NCBI's taxonomy places the organism in Eukaryota, Metazoa, Chordata, Actinopteri, Cichliformes, Cichlidae.